AUAUUUUAUUUUGUAUUUUAUUUUAUCAAGUGCUGUUUCUAUUUUAUCUUUAAAAAAUUUAUAAUAUAUCGAAAUAUAUUUUUUUUUUAAUAAUUAUGUUUAAAAAAAUCAAAUUGAGGAAAAAAAUAAGAAUGAAAUCUCGACAAUUUUAACAGCUUUAAAAAAAUAUAUAUUUAAAAAAUUUAAAUUUUUUUUAUAUAGACAGUUGGUUUGGCCACUUGUGGCCUCUUUUAAAUGUACUGUAAAUAAUUAAAAUUAAAUAUUUAAUCAGUUUUAAAAGUACGCUAAAUAAAAAAUCAAAUCAUAUAAAUUUUUUUCCCAUAUUUUUAUUUGUUAUUUUAAAAUAUGAUAAAAAUAGAAUAAAAAGAAUAUAUUUUUUUUUUUUUGUCACAAUAUAUUAAUUAUUUAUUAUUAUUUAUAAUAAAUUAAAAAAAUUUAUAAUUAUUUAUUAUUAUAAAUAUAAAAUACUAUUUAUUAUUAUAAAUUUUAAUUUAUAUUUUAUUUACUUUUUUUAAAAAAAUAAUUCCACUAAUUAUUUUUACAAUUAAUGAAUAAUAAUUUGUUUAAAUUGAAUGAGUAAUGUGUUAUUUCCAGAUUGACAAAUGCAAAUAUUAAAAAAAUUGAAAAGUGAUAGUGAUGAUGAGAAUGAUCAUAGUGGGGGGAUAUCCAGUUGACCCUGAUGAUGUUAACACUCGUCUUCCUCACUUAUUACCACUAAAUGAUUAAACCAUAAUUCCCAACAGUCUUACAUUUGCUCUUGACUAUCAACUACUCAUCCCAAAAUUCAAUAAAAAUUCUCAAUAAUCAUUUAAAAUGAUUUUAACAAAUUGCCAGCUGUUAAUCGUACUGUUGGCAUUUUUAUUUAAAAAUACAUCAUCACAAAAUUGGUCAGAUUCAUGUAUAAAUCCCGAAGGUAACAAUGGUAUUUGUAUACCAAUUCGUCAAUGUGCACCAUUAGUCAACAUAUUAUUAACUCAAUCUGGAUCUGAAAGAGCAAUGCAGUUUGUACGUUCAUCGAAAUGUGGUUUUGAUGGUAAUAAUCCACUUGUUUGUUGUGUCAAUAACAACAACAAUAAUUUACCAAAUAAUGGACAAACAUCUGGUGGUAAUAAUAAUGGUUUUAAUGUACCUGGUAAUGGUGGUUUUAAUAAUCAACAAGUUCCAAAUAAUAAUGGAUUCAAUGAUGGAUUUAAUUUUAAUAAUGGAUUUAACAAUCAACAAAGACCAAAUGAUAACGGAUUUAAUAAUGGUAAUGGUUUUAAUAAUGGCAAUGGUUUUAAUAAUGGUAAUGGUUUUAAUAAUGGUAAUGGCUUUAAUAAUGGCAAUGGAUUCAACAAUCAACAAAGACCAUUUGAUAAUGGAUUUAAUAGUAAUAAUGAUGCUGAUAGUGGAAUAUUUAAUGACAAUAAUAACAAUGGUUUUAAUAAUAAUGAUGGUAGAAAAAAUAAACCAAAUGGAUUUUUUAAUGGACCAGAUAAUUAUGGUCAAAUAGUACAAGAAACAAAUAAUGAAAAUUUAUUACCAACUGAAUGUGGACGUGAUUUAUCAUUGAGAAUUGUUGGCGGUGAAAAAACUCAACUUGAUGAAUUUCCAUGGAUGGCAUUGUUGGAAUAUACAAAACCUACUGGAAAAACAUUGAGCUGUGGUGGAGCAUUAAUAAGUAGUCGUUAUGUAAUGACAGCAGCACAUUGUAUUGUUGGUAAAGAUUUACCAAAAAGUUGGAGUUUAAAAUCAGUUAGACUUGGUGAAUAUGAUACAUCUACAAAUCCAGAUUGUAUAUCAGAUGGUUAUAAUUCAGUUGUAUGUGCACCACCAGUUGUUAAUGUUGAUAUUGAAAAAACAGUUGUACAUGAAAAUUAUUCUCCAACAAAUAAACAUCAAAUGAAUGAUAUUGCGCUAUUAAGAUUAUCACAAGAUGUAAAAUUUACUGAUUAUAUUAAACCAAUUUGUUUGCCGACAAGUGAUAAUAUUGCAUCAACAUUGUGGGUUGCUGGUUGGGGCAAAACUGAAAAUCGUAGUGAAUCAAAUAUUAAAUUAAAAGUAUCAUUACCAUUAAGUUCACGUGAUAAAUGUGAAAGAGUUUAUGGUGCACAUGGUAUUAAUUUACGUAAUAGUCAAAUUUGUGCUGGUAGUGAAAAAGGUAAAGACACAUGUCGUGGUGAUUCUGGUGGUCCACUUAUGUCUGUUGAAAGAACAGCUGAUAAUAUUGCUAGAUGGACGGCUGUUGGAAUUGUUUCAUUUGGACCACAUCCAUGUGGAAUGCCAGACUUUAGUGGUGUGUAUACUAAAGUCUGGGAUUUUACCGAAUGGAUACGCAGAAAUAUGAGACCAUAAAUUUCACAUCACAUGUAUUAUUAUUAUUGAAACAAUAUUUUUUUCUAAAAAUUAUGUAACAUUUUUUUUUUUUUUUUAAAUGCUUAUUUAAAUAAAAAAUAAUGAAUUUUAAAAAUAA
This is a messenger RNA of Aphidius gifuensis, 2452 nucleotides long. Its product is annotated as serine protease easter-like. The transcript has 4 exons. Gene Ontology annotation, biological process: proteolysis. NCBI's taxonomy places the organism in Eukaryota, Metazoa, Arthropoda, Insecta, Hymenoptera, Braconidae. The record is from RefSeq and is a predicted model, not a curated record. Bases 814 to 2334 code for a protein of 506 amino acids. Gene Ontology annotation, molecular function: serine-type endopeptidase activity.